UUGCUUGAAAAAUGAAGGGAAAACUGCCAGAAAACGAGUGACUGAGGAGCAGGCGGAAAACAAAGGAUUAAAGAUUGUCCAGAGAAGGCAAAAGGAUAGAGUGGACAAAUUAAAGAAGACUACAACAUAGCAUUAUCAAGAGGACAACUGAGGAAGAGACAGCUGCCGGCUCAUACAGACAGCAAUUUAUAUGGCGUAACAUAUUGAUCCCGUAAAAGUUGAGAGAUGGAACCAGGCCAGGAUGUGGAUAUGAAGCGCUGGAUCUUUCCCAAAGCAAAACCGCGUCAGAAGAAGAAUGAUUUGGAGACCUCAAUGAUUCUUAGUCGUCAACGAGGUCUGGCUUCAGGGCCAAAAAAGAAGACUUUCAUUCAGGAUAAUGCCAAAUCACAAAGUCGUCUAGGACCUGAUGCCAUGGAGACCAUUCGGGCCAAUGUCAUCCCCUUCGAAAUGGAUCUUCAGCCACAGCCUAGGAGAUGUUUUUCAGCUGAAGAAGCAUCUAAAGUCAUCAAGUCUGUUCUGGACAACCAGCUACAGGACAGCAUAUAUGAUGCCACAAACAGUCAUCAGAGGGCAUUGGAACUGGCAGAGCUGGUGAAGAGAGCAGUCAGGGAGUUAGAUUAUGAGAGAUAUAAGCUUGUAUGUUAUGUGGUGUUGGGCCCUGUGUCACCGAGGGCAUUGUCCUGCUGCAGCAGGAGUGUCUGGAGUCCAAACUCAGACACCUAUGCAGAAUAUUUGUUCCAGAAUAACUCUCUGUUUGCCUUGUGCAUCGUAUAUGCAGGAUACUAUGAGUAGCACACAAGUUGUCCUAGAACACACAUCACAAUAAUACAUGGAGACUAUUCAUUGUGCAUAAUAAAUGCUUUUCAUGACACUACAUGUAACUUGCAUAAAUGGGUAGUGACCUUAGUUUUGUCCCUGCAGUCUCACUGCUCAAUUCUGUGCCAUUUAGAGGUUAAAUCACUUUGUUUAUGCAGCCCUGGCAUACCUCUCUGCAGUUGACUUACACGGUCUUCCUAAACACUUCCUGUAAAAAGUUAUCUAAUGUUUACACUUCCUUCAUUGUAAAUUCUGUUUAAUUUAGAAUGUCUAAUCUCCUGCUCUGUUAAUAGCUGGCUAGUCACUACAGUAGC
Molecule: messenger RNA, 1130 nt
Organism: Pelobates fuscus (common spadefoot toad)
Lineage: Eukaryota; Metazoa; Chordata; Amphibia; Anura; Pelobatidae
Product: dynein light chain Tctex-type 5-A-like
Exons: 2
Coding region: 226-792 (188 amino acids)
Biological process (GO): microtubule-based movement
Cellular component (GO): cytoplasmic dynein complex; cytoplasm
Molecular function (GO): dynein intermediate chain binding
Source: RefSeq, a predicted model, not a curated record